AUUAUUAAAAGUAUUAUUUUUUAUUAUUUCAGAUUUAUUAUUACAACUUUAGUUACUUUGUAUAAAUACAAUUUUGAUGGAUUGGAUAUUGAUUGGGAGUUUCCAGUUUGGAAUGACAACACCAAAGAAGACAAGGAAAAUUUCGCUAAUUUCUUAAAGGAAUAUGCCACAAUUGCAAAAUUUUAUGCUGAAGCUAUAGGUAAAAAUCGAUCUCUGUUAAGUGUUGCUGUAGCUGCUCCACAAAAUAUUGUUGAUUCAUCAUAUGAUGUUCCUCAAAUGGCUAAAUAUAUUGAUUUCAUAAAUCUAAUGAGUUAUGAUUUUCAUGACUUUUUUUGGUAUACUCCCUUUACUGGGCACAACAGUCCUCUUUUCAACAGAACCACUGAGAAAGCAUAUUUUGCUACUCUCAAUACAGCAUGGGCAGCUGCGUAUUGGCAUCAACUUGGGAUGCCCAAGUCCAAAAUAAUGGUGGGUAUACCAACAUAUGGCCAUUCUUAUACUCUUGUGAAUCCUGAUAUAAAUGGUGUUGAUGCUCCAGCUGUUGCCUCAUUUGGUGAUGUGACAUUUCCUCAGGUUUGCACUUAUUUAUCGAAUGGGGCACACCGUGUUUUUGACAAUGAGAGCCUAGUACCAUAUUUGUAUUCUGGUUAUGACUGGAUAUCUUAUGAAGAUACUACCAGUAUUUAUGGAAAGGCGAAAUGGAUUAUAUCCGAAGGCUAUGGUGGUGCCAUGACUUAUAACUUGAACUCAGACGAUUGGAGUAGUGUCUGUGAUAAAGAACCCUUCAUAUUACAUCGUACCCUUUAUAAUGUAUUCAAUGGUUUAUGAUCUUAAAAAUAUUUAUUUUUAAUGUCAUUUACAGCCUUAUAGUUAUUUAUAUUUUAUUUAUUAUUUUUGUUUAUAUUUGUACAUAACAUAUUUCAUGCAAUAAAAUUAUAUAUUUUUAGACUUUGCAUUUUUAAUUUUUCUUGUUUCAAUAAUGUGUGUAAUUUUAAUUAUUUCAAUAUUAUUCAAAUAAAAGUGGAAAUAAGCUUUUGUAAUUAUUGUAGCUCACUAGUUCAUUACUGAAUGUGAUAUUAAAAUGUACACAAUGUCCAAAGUAAGUUAAAAAAAAUUAUGUAAAACUUUAUUUUCUAUAAAUAUAUAAAGUGAUAUAAAAAAAUAUGACAUUUUUGUGAAUUGAGCCAUUUUGUUGUUUGGCUUGUUUAAUGGCCUCUUUUUCCACGCUCUGACUUUUUAACCUUCUUUGGAGGCUCUGGAUUUCUAAAAAUAAAAUGCAUUUUUAUGAACUAA
Molecule: messenger RNA, 1293 nt
Organism: Parasteatoda tepidariorum (common house spider)
Lineage: Eukaryota; Metazoa; Arthropoda; Arachnida; Araneae; Theridiidae
Product: chitotriosidase-1
Biological process (GO): chitin catabolic process; carbohydrate metabolic process
Cellular component (GO): extracellular region
Molecular function (GO): chitin binding; chitinase activity
Source: RefSeq, a predicted model, not a curated record